Messenger RNA from Vitis riparia (riverbank grape), 1952 nucleotides. RefSeq names its product glutamate--tRNA ligase, chloroplastic/mitochondrial. Bases 90 to 1790 code for a protein of 566 amino acids. The record is from RefSeq and is a predicted model, not a curated record. Lineage: Eukaryota; Viridiplantae; Streptophyta; Magnoliopsida; Vitales; Vitaceae. Gene Ontology annotation, biological process: glutamyl-tRNA aminoacylation. Gene Ontology annotation, molecular function: ATP binding; tRNA binding; glutamate-tRNA ligase activity. The transcript has 12 exons.
GGUUAAAAAAAAAAAAAACAAAUCUUGCUUAGAAGGCAAGUAGAACAGAAGACUCGUUAUCUGGGAAAGGUUCGUGUACUGGAGCGAAAAUGGCGAGUUUGGUAGGGUCACCGUGGAUGAAGAUUAGGGUCAUUCCGGAGGUGGCUCCGCCGUUUCUCCGCCGCUCGUCGUCUCUGUUUCGGAGGAGUUUUUCAGUGUCUUGUUCGGUUGAAGCGCCUCCGAAGAAGCUCGAAGGGGAGGUUCGCGUUCGUUUCGCUCCUUCUCCCACUGGAAACCUCCAUGUUGGUGGCGCGAGGACUGCCCUCUUCAAUUACUUGUUCGCCAGGUCCAAAGGUGGGAAGUUUGUUCUUCGGAUUGAAGAUACUGACCUGGAGAGGUCUACUAAGCAAUCAGAGGAAGCUCUGUUGCAGGAUCUGUCCUGGCUCGGUCUCCACUGGGAUGAAGGUCCUGGUGUUGGUGGAGACUAUGGUCCUUAUAGGCAGUCUGAAAGGAAUUCUUUGUACAAGCAAUAUGCAGAGAAGCUUUUAGAAUCUGGUCAUGUUUAUCAGUGUUUCUGUUCGAAUGAGGAAUUAGAAAAGAUGAAGGAGAUUGCAAAGCUAAAGCAACUGCCUCCAGUAUACACAGGAAAGUGGGCCAGUGCGACAGCUGAAGAAGUACAAGAAAAGCUAGAAAGGGGAACUCCUUAUACAUACAGAUUUCGUGUGCCAAAAGAGGGAAGUUUGAAAAUUGAUGACCUUAUCCGUGGCGAAGUUAGAUGGAACUUGGAUACACUUGGAGAUUUUGUGAUCAUGAGGAGCAACGGACAACCAGUUUACAAUUUUUGUGUCACAGUUGAUGAUGCCACCAUGGCUAUUUCUCAUGUUAUUAGAGCAGAAGAGCAUUUACCAAACACUCUCAGGCAAGCAUUGUUGUAUAAGGCUCUUGGAUUUGCCAUGCCUUCGUUUGCACAUGUUUCCCUAAUCCUUGCACCUGAUCGGAGUAAACUAUCAAAACGACAUGGUGCAACUUCAGUGGGUCAGUUCAAGGAGAUGGGGUUCCUGCCUCAGGCAAUGGUGAACUACCUUGCACUGCUGGGUUGGGGUGAUGGCACUGAAAAUGAAUUCUUCACCCUGAAGCACCUUGUUGAAAAGUUCUCAAUUGAUCGUGUUAACAAAGGUGGUGCCAUCUUUGAUUCCACCAAGUUAAGGUGGAUGAAUGGUCAGCACUUAAGGUCACUCCCAUCAGAAGAGUUGACCAAGCUCAUUGGUGAGCGCUGGAAAAACACUGGUAUUCUCAUUCAGUCAGAUGGGCCUUUCGUAGAGGAGGCUGUUGCACUGCUCAAGGACGGGAUUGAUUUGAUAACAGAUUCAGACAAGGCCCUCUCUAACUUGCUUUCCUAUCCUUUAUGUGCUACCUUAACCAGUCCUGAAGGUAAACCUGUCUUGGAAGAUAAGCUGUCUGAAGUUUCAUCCAGCUUGUUAGCCGCCUAUGACAGCGGUGAACUUCUCCAAGCCCUUGAGGAAGGCCCUGCUGGCUGGCAGAAGUGGGUGAAGAGCUUUGGCAAAUCACUGAAACGCAAGGGGAAAUCGCUUUUCAUGCCUCUUCGAGUUUUGCUAACCGGAAAACUCCAUGGCCCAGACAUGGGGGCUAGUGUGCUUUUACUCCACAGAGCUGGGACCUGUGGAGUUGUUGCUCCUCAGGUUGGGUUUGUGACACUGGAAGAUAGGUUCAAAAUGCUGAGAGAAGUUGAAUGGGAAGCAUUAAACAAGGAUCAGCCUCCUCUGGAGUCUGCUGCUCCAGCAAUUAACUGACAUUCCACAGUUUUGGCCUUUCCUUCUUGUCUCGUCCUUUUCCCAUUUGAGAGAGAGAAAAAAAAAUAAAAAAUUGAAUUCAUCUCCAAGUCCAAACUCCCAUGUGUGAUAGUUCCUGAAUUUGAAUGCAAAUAAAGAUGCAUCUUUAGACUCUUUACUGCA